This is a messenger RNA of Ipomoea nil (Japanese morning glory), 2675 nucleotides long. RefSeq names its product linoleate 9S-lipoxygenase 5, chloroplastic-like. Gene Ontology annotation, biological process: lipid oxidation. Bases 24 to 2558 code for a protein of 844 amino acids. The transcript has 9 exons. The record is from RefSeq and is a predicted model, not a curated record. Gene Ontology annotation, molecular function: protein binding; oxidoreductase activity, acting on single donors with incorporation of molecular oxygen, incorporation of two atoms of oxygen; metal ion binding. Lineage: Eukaryota; Viridiplantae; Streptophyta; Magnoliopsida; Solanales; Convolvulaceae.
CUGCAAUUCCAUUUCUGAAAAGAAUGAGAAGCAAAAAACAAGAAGGGGAUCAUGAGAUGAUCUUUGGAGAACUCAUUAGUCAGAACAGUGAUGGAAAAUCAGUUCCUGGAAAAUCAGUUUCCAUUCAACUAUACAGCUCCACCAAGGUUGACCCAAGCACUGGAAAAGGGAAGCUGAGCAAGAAAGCAAACGUUAAGCAAGGGAAGAGCAUCACAGACAAGAUUAGAGGAAUCAAAACCUCAUCGUACAGGUUCGGAGUUGCUGUCAAUCCAGAUUUUGGACUUCCAGGGGCUUUCGUUGUUAAAAACCAUCACAAGCACGAGUUUUAUCUUCAGUCCUUGGUUCUCCAGGCUCAAGAUGAUACGCUGAUUCAUUUUGAAUGCAAUUCUUGGAUUUAUCCCUCCCAGCUAACUCAAGUGGACCGGGUUUUCUUCUCCAGCAAUUGUUAUCUUCCAAAUGAAACGCCAAAUGGGCUGCUGGAGCUGAGGAAAGAAGAGCUGCUCAGCUUGAGAGGAGAUGGAACGGGACAGAUAGAAGAAUGGGAUCGGAUUUAUGAUUAUGGAAAGUAUGAUGACCUUGGUGAUCCUGCUAGAGGGCCCAAAUAUGUUAGACCUGUCCUGGGAGGAUCUGAUGUGUAUCCAUAUCCACGCAGAGCAAAAACUAGUCACACGGAUAGUAACAAUGGAUCCAAAAGUCUGGAAAAAACCAACCAGAAGGGAGUGUUUGACAUAGAGAUUACGGUCCCUCCGGAUGAAAGAUUUAGCCCUGAGAAGCUAUCAGAGCUAACCAAGAACAGUAUCCAGGCUGCUUUGCAUUUUGUUGUUUCUCAGGGAAAAUCAGAUUUCAGAGAUUUCAAAGACACGAGGCCUUUCCACUCGUUCAUUGAGAUGUAUGGGCUAUUUAGGCGGUACAAAAGCCAUGAAGUAGACGAAUGGGCAAUAAAGAAACUGAGAACUCUAGUACCUGAUGAGCUUUUCAAGAAGAUAAAACGUGCUAUCAAAGAGUACACAGUGAGAUUUCCUCUGCCUCAAAUCAUAAGAGGAGAUGAGUUUGCAUGGAAGGAGGAUGAGGAAUUUGCACGACAGAUGCUUGCAGGAACUAAUGCAACAGUAAUACAAUGUUUGCAGAAAUUCCCACCGGAAAGCAGUAAAGGGGUGGUCAGCUCCAUCAAACUAUCCCGCAUAAAGCAUAAUCUUGACGGCUUGACUCUUCAAGAGGCAAUGAAUCAGUGGAGGAUCUUCAUACUGGAUCACCAUGAUUAUCUCAUGCCAUUUUUAGAGAGAGUUAGCCAACAUGGCAUAUGUGCCUACGCAUCCAGAACUCUAUUAUUCUUGAAGGAUGAUGGCACACUGAAGCCACUGGCAAUAGAACUUUGUUUUCCAAAUUCUUCAUCUGGAUCUGAGAGUGAAAUUCAGAGGGUUUUUUAUCCCAAAGCUGAAGAAUCUGAGGCGGCCAUAUGGCAUCUUGCUAAAGCUCACGUCGCUGUUAAUGAUUCUGGCUAUCAUCUAUUAAUCAACCACUGGUUAAAAACUCAUGCGGUUGUUGAGCCAUUUAUAAUUGCCACCAGAAGACAGUUAAGUAGGAUGCACCCAGUCCACCGGUUACUGGAACCGCACUUCAAGGACACUAUGCACAUCAAUGCACUGUACAGGAAAGUGGUUAUGAAUGCAGGUGGGAUCUUGGAGAAGACCCUUUUCACUGGUGAAGUCUCGAUGGAGAUCUCUUCUGCACUCUAUAAACACUGGAGAUUUGAUGAACAAAGCCUUCCAGCUGAUCUUAUUAAGAGGGGCAUGGCAUUUUAUAACCCGGAACAUCCGGCUGGGGUGCAGCUUGUUAUUGAAGAUUAUCCAUAUGGUGCAGAUGGACUAGAGAUAUGGGUAGCAAUCAAGAAAUGGGUAGAAGACUUCUGUUCACACUUCUAUCAUGAUGAUGAGUCCUUAAAAUCUGAUAAUGAGAUCCAAGAAUGGUGGUCAGAGAUUCGAAACAUUGGUCAUGGCGAUAAGAGCACCGAAACAUGGUGGUCCUCAAUGACCACACUCUCUGAGCUAAUUGAAGCUCUAACAACUCUCAUAUGGCUUUCCUCUGGUUUUCAUGCCUCAGUGAACUUCGGGCACUAUGGAUACACCGGUUAUCCACCAAACCGUGCUACAAAAUGCCGGAGAUUCAUUCCCUAUGAAGGGACUAUGGAGUUUGGUGACUUUCUUGAGGACCCAGACAGGUAUUUCCUAGGAAUGUUACCAAACAGGUUUGAUGUUACCCUGCACAUGGCAUUGGCAGAGGUUGUGUCAAGGCACGCAUCAGAUGAAGUGUACCUGGGACAGCAGCAAUCACCAGAUUAUUGGAUGGGCGAUGAAUGGAUUCAGCAUAGGUUCAGGAGAUUCAUAAAGGAGCUUACAGAAGUAGAGAAAAGAAUUCGGGAAAGAAACGCAGACCUUAGGCUAUCGAACAGAUGGGGUCCUGCAAAAAUUUCUUACACGCUUCUGUGUCCUGAUGUCUCCAAUUCUGUGUCUGGCCGGAGCCUCUCGGGGAGAGGAAUACCUAAUAGCAUCUCCAUAUGAAAGCUGUAACAAUCAAGACAGAUUCUUUUCAACAAUAUCCAAAUUUGACACUAAAUCAUUUCUACCAGAUAUGGUGUUGUAUGAAGAUCAAUUCUUUCAGUAUUACAUAAACUAUAA